Messenger RNA from Pocillopora verrucosa, 2506 nucleotides. The record is from RefSeq and is a predicted model, not a curated record. NCBI's taxonomy places the organism in Eukaryota, Metazoa, Cnidaria, Anthozoa, Scleractinia, Pocilloporidae.
CAGCCAUUUUAGCUUUUGUAAGUUCCUGUCGAUCAGUGAAGGAUUUCUUUUCCUUUGCUUCAUCUGCUGGGCUAUUUUGAUUAACCUGCAGCUAUGUCAGAGGGAGGCACUUUAAAGAAAGCUAUAGAGAUUGUAACUAAGGCUACAGAUGAGGACAAAGCUGGAAAUUACGAAGAGGCUCUUCGACUCUAUGAACAUGGUGUGGAAUAUUUUUUGCAUGCCAUAAAAUAUGAAGCUCAUGGAGAUAAGUCCAAGGAGAGUAUCAGACAAAAGUGUAUUCAAUACCUUGAUAGGGCUGAGAAACUAAAGACAUGUCUUCAAGGCAAAAACAAAAAGAAACCUGUUGCAUCAUCAGGAGGAGGAAAAGAAAAUAAUAAAGGUGGCAAAGAUGGCAACAAAGACGAUAACAGUGAUGAUGAUGAAGACGAUGCACAAGCAAAAAAACUCAAGGGUCAACUAAACAGUGCCAUUGUAAUGGAAAAACCCAAAGUGCUGUGGUCUGAUGUUGCUGGGUUAGACUCAGCUAAGGAAGCCCUGAAGGAGGCUGUCAUUCUACCAAUUAAAUUCCCUCAUUUGUUCACAGGAAAACGAAGGCCAUGGAGUGGGAUCUUGCUGUAUGGGCCUCCUGGUACAGGAAAAUCCUACUUAGCAAAAGCAGUAGCAACCGAAGCAAACAACUCAACAUUUAUAUCUGUUUCAUCAUCUGACCUAGUGUCUAAGUGGCUUGGAGAAAGUGAACGGCUUGUAAAGAACCUAUUUGAAUUAGCACGAGAAAAUAAACCAGCCAUUAUUUUUAUUGAUGAAGUUGAUUCCUUGUGUGGCUCAAGAAGCGAAAAUGAAAGUGAAUCGGCUAGGAGAAUUAAAACAGAGUUUCUGGUUCAAAUGCAAGGUGUUGGAGUUGAUAAUAAAGAUGUACUUGUCCUGGGAGCAACAAACAUUCCAUGGACUCUUGACUCUGCUAUUAGAAGAAGAUUUGAAAAAAGGAUUUAUAUCCCAUUACCUGAGGCAUCAGCUCGGGUAAAGAUGUUUGAGCUACAUAUGGGAAACAUCAAACACUGUAUUCAAUCCACAGAAUUCAGGGAUCUAGCAGAGAAAACUGAAGGGUAUUCGGGUGCAGACAUCAGCAUUGUUGUGCGUGAUGCUAUGAUGCAGCCGGUCAGAAAAGUACAACAAGCAACACAUUUUAAACUGGCGAGGGGUCCCUCCCCACAAAACCCAGAAGUCAUAGCAGAUGAUCUCCUAACACCAUGUUCACCAGGGGAUCCAGGUGCAAGAGAGAUGACCUGGAUGCAAGUACCUGGAGAGAAGCUGUUAGAGCCUGUUGUUAAUCUGCCGGACAUGCUACGAUCCUUGGCAACUUCUAAACCGACAGUAAACUCUGCGGAUCUGAAAAAGUUUGAAGACUUCACCAGAGAUUUCGGACAAGAAGGAUAAAAUCAUUAGCAUCCCACAUUGUAAUAACAACGUUUCAUAGAAGUCUUUCAAAAUAAUCAGAGUUAGACAUUUCACUCUUAAUAUCCAUGAACCAAUUCUCCCAACAGAUGGGCAUACAUUUAUUUGUUGUUUAUUCCUGAGAAUCUUGGGUAUUAUCAGGGCAAUACUUCUGUCUAUGAUUUUGUAAAUUCUCACUAUCUGGCUGUCUUAAAUAUCUUAAAAUUGUAACAAGAAUUCACAUGUUGAUCACUUAAAGGAAUGAAAGGGUUGAUGUAAGGGGCGUGGUCACAUUUUUUUUAGGAAAUUUCAGUCCUAAAGAAAUAUACAUAGAAAAUCUGGAAAGAAGCACAUGAUAAACUAAAAUGACAUGGGUAUGAACCACAUGGGUUCCCUUUAAGCAAAGGAAAAAACUUCAGUAUGGCUGUACUUCAAGUUUACGGGAGAGUUUGUCUUGUUACAGGAAUUUUAUUAUUGACAGGGUGUUCCCAUAAAAUGAGCACAUUGAUAAAAUAGCGAAGAAAACAGAUUCACCGAGAAGCGUGACCUGCUGUUAACCCUUUUGAAUAAUUAAUUUACCCAUCAUUGUAAAAAAGAGAAACUAAGCAUCGAAUUUUUUGUUAUGCUUUAUCAAAGGGAGGAAGUUUACUUCACGCGACAUUUUAUUGUAGAAAGGCUUAGCUUAGUAUAAGUUUCAUUACAAGAGUGGGCAAAGGCUGGAACAACAGCUGCCAAUAAGUUUUAUCCCCAUAUAACUGAUCGUUGAAACUCUCAGUAUACCUCUAUGUUUGAAAAUUUUAUGGGUCGCAGUAAAUUGCUGUUGCUCUGAGAGCUUCAAGUUUUCUGUUUGUUUUGUUACUUCGUAGGUAAUUGUUAAAGAAUAAAGACAAGAGGCUGUUGUAACCUCUUCCCUUCCCCUUUUCCCUCCCUGUGGUACUAAUUUGCGUGAAAACCAUCUGAUAUGACUAUCCAUCGAAAAGUACCAUUUUUAUCUUGCCCCAGUAGCUAUUACUGCAGAUGUACAGAAUUACAAAAAGCAGCCUAAUGUUUUAUUAAAUUGGCAAAAUUACUGGUC